Molecule: messenger RNA, 2069 nt
Organism: Cynara cardunculus var. scolymus (artichoke)
Lineage: Eukaryota; Viridiplantae; Streptophyta; Magnoliopsida; Asterales; Asteraceae
Product: pentatricopeptide repeat-containing protein At3g51320
Exons: 1
Coding region: 20-1681 (553 amino acids)
Biological process (GO): RNA modification
Molecular function (GO): RNA binding; protein binding
Source: RefSeq, a predicted model, not a curated record
AACCCUGAUCUGGAAAUGAAUGGCAAGAGCGUUCAUGCGAGAGCUCUUACGCUACGGAAGGAAUCAUGAUUUUCUGAUAAACCCUUUCUCCAAAUCCCAAAGAAACCACUAUUAUUCUUCUUCUGAAUUGGCAUCUGAUUUUCCAUAUUUUUCUUUGAAAGAAACAUCAGUAAACCUCAUACAGACAUGCCGAAACUCAUCCCGAUUUUAUCAGAUCCAGAGCCGCUUCAUAACUUCAGGAUUCUUACAAAGUCCAUCCAUGGCUGGCAGAGUGUUGAAGCUUUCUUUGAAUUUCUGUGACAUUGAUUACACACUAAUGAUUUUCAAGUGUAUUGAUUUUCCAGAUACUUUCUGUGUAAAUACUGUUAUCAAGGCUUAUGCUUGCGCUUCUUUGCCAAACAAAGUUGUAGGGUUUUAUUUUGAAAUGCUUCAAGAAGAUGGGGUGUUGUUUCAACCCAAUAGUUUUACGUUCCCACCUCUGAUUAGCUCGUGUACGAAAUCAAGGGAUUCCGUAUUGGGUCGAAAAUGCCAUGGACAGGCUGUGAAGGUUGGUGCUGAUAUAACUUUGCACGUUGAAAAUGCUUUAAUUCAUAUGUAUGCGUCUUGUGGGUUUAUUGAUAUUGCAUGGAAGGUGUUUGCUGAAAUGCCUGUGAGAGACUUGGUGUCAUGGAACUCUUUGCUGGAUGGGUAUAUCAAAGUCGGUGAUAUGGGGGAUGCCCAUAAACUGUUUGACAAAAUGCCCGAAAGAAAUGUGGUAUCUUGGAAUGCUAUGAUGAAGGGAUAUUUAGAUGUUAAGAACCCUGGGCUUGUGCUGAAGCUGUUUAGGAAGAUGAUUGGAACAGGUGAGAGCGGGAAUGACACAACGAUCGUGAGUGUGCUUACUGCUUGUGGCAGGUCGUGCAGAUUGAAAGAAGGAAGAUCAGUUCACGCUGUUCUUAUCCGAAUGUUGAUGGCUGUAUCAUUGAUCAUUGGCACAGCUCUAAUUGAUAUGUACAGUAAAUGUGGGAGACCAGAUAUUGCUCAGAUCAUCUUUGAUAGAAUGUUAAAUAAGAAUUUGGUGUGUUGGAAUGCAAUUAUUUCAGGCCAAUCUAUUCACGGAAACCCAAAAUGCGGGCUUCGUUUGUUUGAUGAAAUGUUAAAGCUUGGUGAAGUAAUUCCAGAUGAAGCCACUUAUAUUGGUGUGUUAUGUGCUUGUGCUCGUGGAGACUUAUUGCCAGAAGGUAAAAACCACUUUCUUGAAAUGACGAAGGUUUUCAAUAUAAAACCCAAUUUUGCACAUUAUUGGUGCAUGGCUAAUCUCUAUGCUAGCCAUGGUUUAGUCCAAAAUGCAGUUGAAAUCUUGAAGAAUAUGCCGGUUGAAAUAAAUGUGUCACCCCAAUCCUCAUUGUGGGCUGGCUUAUUAGGAUCAUGUCGUUUUAAAGGUGAUGUGGCUACAGGAGAACAAUUUGCAAAAGCCCUGAUUGAAGAUGACCCAUUGAAUCAUUCAUAUCAUGCAUUACUUAUCAUGAUUCAUGCCGUAGCAGGGCGAUGGGAAGAUGUAGCUACGAUUAAGUGUAUGAUGAAGGAAAGAGGGUUUAGUGUACCAGGUUUUAGUCUUGUAGAAUUGACAGAAAUAGUUAACAAUCUUGAGGUGGGAGAUAAAUGGCAAGAUAGCAUAUCUAGGCUCCAUGAGCAUGGAUGAGGAUGAUUCUACAGAAAAACGCGUUAAAAUGCAACAAAGUGUGGUUUAGUUCCUAGUUAGUGUAACGAUAUGAACUAUGUCGAGUCAUGCUAGUUUUGGGUCCAACAAGAAGAACUAACCGGUGAAUGCAUCAAGGUAAUUGCGCUAACGAAUCACUGUUUCGAAGAAAGACUCAUCAGGAACCCAUGAGAGAUUUUUCAUUGUCCCUUUUAAGGUAUUACUACAUACAUGCAUUUCAAGAAACAUAAAUCAUUUAUUCAUAUGAAUUUCUUAAUUUGAGGCUCUUUUGGGCUGUGUGUUUUGAACUGUGACAUCUGGAGAAACUGUAGCUGCUUUUGUUUUUGAUAUCAAAUGACAAUGAACUCUUAUUUUAUUAAGGUUUCACUUC